This is a messenger RNA of Actinia tenebrosa (Australian red waratah sea anemone), 1243 nucleotides long. RefSeq names its product coiled-coil domain-containing protein 12. The record is from RefSeq and is a predicted model, not a curated record. NCBI's taxonomy places the organism in Eukaryota, Metazoa, Cnidaria, Anthozoa, Actiniaria, Actiniidae. Gene Ontology annotation, cellular component: U2-type spliceosomal complex; post-mRNA release spliceosomal complex.
UGCGGGUCGUAUUUUCAAGAUGGCGGCAGAAAUGACGAGUAACCUUGAAGAAGAAGCUUUGAAAAGAAAAGAAAAAUUACGAGCUAUGAGACAAAAAAGUGGUGUCACAGGGGACCAGCAACCAGAGCAAACAAGAGGAGAGAAACGGCAAGCAGAGGAAACAAGUGAACCGAUUAAGGUGAUAAAAUUUAGAAACUACGUUCCUAAAGAUGAAACACUAAAAGAUAAAAAGUUACCAGAUGCUAAACCUCUUUCAGUGGAAGAUGAAGUUAAAGAACAUUUAGAGAAAGCCAAGUCAACAAAUAUCAUCGAGGAGGUGGAUCUUACUAACCUUGCACCAAGAAAGCCAGACUGGGAUUUAAAACGAGAUGUAGCAAAAAAGCUUGAAAAACUAGAAAGAAGAACACAAAGAGCAAUAGUUGAACUAAUAAGAGAAAGACUCCAAGAUAGUGAAAAGGAAGACUUAGCAGCUGCUGUGAAUGCAGCGAGCACCGACCAAGGCUUUGAAUCAGAUUAACUAUCCAUGCUUGUGAAAUAAUCUUAGUACAGUUUAUAUUGUAGUUUUUAUACCAUUCUUGUACAUGCAUGAGGAAGGUACUUUUUCCGAGAGUCCCUCUGUCCUCCAUGGUCUCUCCAUCAUAAAAAGCCUUCGGAUUGUUAUCAAUAUCCUGAAACAGCCUCUGGGCUGAUGUUAAUCAAGGCGUGGAUAUAACUAAUGGAUCGAAAUGAAACUUGGUUAUUGUGGAGGGAGGGGAGGAAAACCGGAGAAAAUCUUGGAAUCAAAAAAAAAAUCUAGAAAACCCUUUUCACAUUUGAUGCCAAGUUCAGAAAUCUAACCCGGCUGCGUAGGAGACUGAAGGCGCGAUUACACAUAGCAAUCGGCGUUGCGACACGAUUUACAUGGAGCAUUGCAGAGUGUAGCCUACAGCGCAAUUUGAAAAAUGUUGCGAGACAAGUUGCAGCAAUCGUUUCCAAAAGUAGAAUCCGUUCUACUUUUGGCAACGAUUGCGUCUCCGUUGCACCGUUGUUCCACAUAAUCGUGCCUUAUAAUACCAAUAAUCUUUCUCUUAUCAGCUUGAGUCGUGGUUCGUUUAUAAAUUACUGAUAUAUCUUUUUUUUUAAAACAGAUUGAUAGUUUUGUAAUAUGGAAAUAUGGUCAGAAAAUCUCCUUUUUCUUUGGUUAUUCCAGCCCAAAGAGUGUAAAAUAUGCAGUUAUGAAAAUUAAUAAACUUUAUUUGUAGAA